Molecule: messenger RNA, 543 nt
Organism: Ananas comosus (pineapple)
Lineage: Eukaryota; Viridiplantae; Streptophyta; Magnoliopsida; Poales; Bromeliaceae
Product: lecithin-cholesterol acyltransferase-like 4
Exons: 4
Coding region: 1-543 (180 amino acids)
Source: RefSeq, a predicted model, not a curated record
AUGGGCAACUAUGGGAGUGAAGAUGCCCCUGUUACUGAUCUUGAGCAAGUAUUAUGCUGCGAGCCAAAAUAUAUCUGUGUUGAUGGUGAUGGGACCGUUCCGGUAGAAUCAGCCAAGGCCGAUGGCCUCGACGCGGUGGCAAGGGUUGCUGUCCCUGCCGACCACCGUGGGAUAUUGUGCGACCGGCACGUUUUCCGAAUCCUCAAAACUUGGCUCAAGGCCGGAGAACCCGAUCCUUUCUACAACCCGCUCAACGAUUACGUUAUCCUCCCCACGGCCUUUGAGGUCGAGCGGCACCGCGAGGAAAACAUGCAGGUUACCUCUCUCAAGGAAGACUGGGAGAUCAUUUCUUCGAGCACCGGCGGCGAUUCCGAUAAGAUAUCCACCGCCGAAAUUCCUGCUAUGGCGGGCUCAUUAUCGGUAUCUUGCGAGGGUAAGGAGGGUUUGUUAGAAGAAGCCCAGGCGACGGUCGUCGUUCAUCCUCAAAAUGAUGGGAUUCAACAUGUUGAAGUUCGGGCCGUGGGUAUCGCCAUCGAUGCAUAG